GCCCCUUGUCCCGCCCCCUGGCCGCGGCUCGGCCAAUUUCGGCUCCGUUCGGCCGCGAUUGGCUCGGCUGGGCUCGGCUCCGCUCCGCUGCGCCCCGUCCGUCCCGGUUCGGCCCGGCCCGGCCCGGCCAUGGGCUGGCCCGUGCUGCUGACCGCGGCCGCGCUGCUGGCCGCCGCCGCCGCCGCCGCCGCCUGGGAGCCCUCGGCCGAAGAGGAGCAGCUGUUCAAGGCCUGGAUGCUGCAGAACGACCGGCGCUACGGCCCCGAGGAGUACCCGCGCCGGCUGCGCAUCUUCCUGGGCCACAAGCGGCGCGUGGAGCGGCACAACGCCGGCAACCACAGCUUCCAGAUGGGCCUCAACCAGUUCUCGGACAUGACCUUUGCGGAGUUUAAAAAGCUGUACCUGUGGAGUGAGCCGCAGAACUGCUCAGCCACCAAGGGGAACUUCCUGCGCAGCUCUGGGCCACAUCCUGACUCUAUUGACUGGAGGAAGAAGGGGAAUUUCGUGACCCCCGUGAAGAACCAGGGUGCCUGCGGGAGCUGCUGGACCUUUUCCACCACGGGCUGUUUGGAGUCUGCUAUUGCCAUUGCCACGGGAAAGCUGCUCUCUCUGGCAGAGCAGCAGUUGGUUGAUUGUGCCCAGGCCUUCAACAACCACGGCUGCAGUGGGGGCCUGCCCAGCCAAGCCUUCGAGUACAUCCUGUACAACAAGGGGCUCAUGGGGGAGGACAGCUACCCCUACCGGGCCAAGAACGGCACCUGCAAGUUCCAGCCCGAGAAGGCCAUUGCCUUUGUCAAGGAUGUGAUCAAUAUCACACAGUAUGAUGAGGACGGCAUGGUGGAAGCUGUGGGGAAGCACAACCCAGUGAGCUUUGCCUUUGAGGUGACGAGUGACUUCAUGCACUACAGGAAAGGAGUGUAUUCCAACCCCCGCUGCGAGCACACCCCUGACAAGGUGAACCACGCCGUGCUGGCCGUGGGCUACGGCCAGGAGGAUGGCACUCCCUACUGGAUCGUCAAGAACUCCUGGGGCCGCCUGUGGGGCAUGCAGGGGUAUUUCCUCAUCGAGCGAGGCAGGAACAUGUGUGGCCUGGCUGCCUGUGCCUCCUACCCCGUCCCUGGGGUGUAGAGGGUGCCGCGGGGCUGAGUGCCACGCCUGCCCCUGGAGCUGUCACCCACUGCAAGUGUCACCUGCGGGCAGCCUGGCUGGCACCCAGCAGCCCAGCCCUGCUGCUGUGCCCGGGUGUGCCUCCAUCCCUCCCGGGACGCCUGGGGCAGGGCAGCCCCACGAUGUAGAGCUCCCCCCGUCCCUCGGGCGGCUUUUCUGCAAUCACCAGGUGUAAAUUUUAGCCAUUCUAAAAUUUACUUUGAAGGCAAUUCCCCCGUUCUUUAAAGGAAGGAUGGGUGAGUGCUGUGAUUUGUACACUUUUAUCAAUUUUGGUGAAAUGCUUGCUAUAUUUUGUAUUAAAAACCAGGGUAUUUUAAUGCACAUAGAGGAGAAACGGGUGAUUUUUCUUUACCCCGCCAGCGAAGACGCCAGAACCUCGGUGCCGAUUCUGAGCGGGGCAGUGAAGCCGCGUGUGGGCAGGGGCACGGCCGUGUUGUUUCACAAUGAAAUCUGUCACUGACAAUAAAGCUGCCUCGUCACCGGA
Molecule: messenger RNA, 1651 nt
Organism: Passer domesticus (house sparrow)
Lineage: Eukaryota; Metazoa; Chordata; Aves; Passeriformes; Passeridae
Gene: CTSH
Product: cathepsin H
Exons: 12
Coding region: 130-1128 (332 amino acids)
Cellular component (GO): lysosome
Molecular function (GO): cysteine-type endopeptidase activity
Source: RefSeq, a predicted model, not a curated record